UCCCCUCACGCCCGGGGGGCGGGGCCGGGGCUCAGCGCGGGAAAGCGGCCACCGCGGCCACGUGCCCCGCCUGUGGUGAGGGGACGCGCGCGCGGGAAGGGCCUACAUGGCCGCCGCGAUGUGCUCGUUCCGGGUCGUGGCGGGCGGCGACGAGGGCAGCGACAGCGAUGACGGCGACUGGGACAUUGGCGUCGUGCGGCAGGAGCCACAGCAGUUGGAUCAAAUGUUGCAGGUGGACAAGCAUGAGGCAUUAAAGAAGGCUCUGUUUCGUGGUGAUGUGUCAUUAAUUGAGGAACUCUUAAACUUGGGUAUCAGCAUAGAAACUAGCUUUCAGUUUGGAUGGACUCCCCUGAUGUGUGCAGCCAGCGUGGCUAACUUUGCAGUAGUACGUCUUCUUCUGGACAGAGGUGCUAAUGCAUGUUUUGAAAUAGAUAAAUACACUGUGUUGAUGGCAGCGUGUACUGCACAAGCUUCAGAGGAAAACAUCUUGAACACUGUCGAACUGCUUUUAUCAAGGAAUGCUGACCCUAACCUUGCUUGCAGGAAGCAAAUGACUGCACUGAUGUAUGCAGCUAGAAAAGGCUAUCCUCGUGUUGUUGCUUUUCUUGUCGCUCAUGGAUCACACAUAAAUGCCCAAGAUGAAAAUGGGUAUACAGCAUUAAUAUGGGCGGCACAGCAUGGACAUAAAAGUGUCAUUUUGAAGUUACUUGAGCUGGGAGCUGACAAAAAUCUACAGACCAAGGAUGAAAAAACAGCAGCAGAGCUAGCAAAAAUCAAUAAACAUUUAGAGAUAUUUAGUUUGCUCUCGUUGGCUGCAAAUCACUUGCAAGGGAGAUACCAUAAAACAGUUGAGCAAGAGGCUAUGUGCAAAUUUCUGACGGCUGUCUCUGACCACAGUGUUGGUUCCUAUUCAACUUUUCAUGACAUGGAAGUGUUUUUACAUGGUCUUGGUCUGGAACACAUUAGAGGAUUAUUGCAGGAACAAGAUAUAGCUUUAAGACAACUUCUGACCAUGCAAAAAGAUGACUUAAUACAGAUUGGCAUUACAAAUCCUGGAGAUCAACAGAAACUCCUAGAUGCUAUUAAUGAUCUGCAAGUGGAAGAAAAAAAAUUUGAAGACAUCUCUGAAAUUAUGAAGCUGGAAUUGAGUGAAGAUGAAUUGCUCAAGUUUCUUCAGAAGUUGGAUAAAGAGUGUAGUAAGCUGAUCAUUCCUGUGCAGACCAUGAAUAACCAUUUCCUCAAGAAUUCUCACAAGAUGGUACUGCAGUGGGCACCAACUGAAUGUUAUAUUGAAGUCUGCAAAGACGUGAUUUGCAGUGUUAAAAAGUUGGGAGAAGAAGUUGGCAAACUGAAGGACCUCGUGGUGGAGUAUGACGAGAAGAAUAAACCUAACCAAGUGAAACUUCGAGAAAAAGCAGCCUCCUUGGAAAAAAGAUUAGUAAAAAUGGGAGUGGUAACAUUGCUUGGAUUCGGUUUUUUCUUAUGUGUAAUUAAAUUAGUAGCAAAGAGAACCUGAAUUUAAGUUUAGUGCUGUUUCUCAUCAUAUCUGUAGUAAUUGUAUCUCGUAUGAACUUUGAACUAAAAAUAAAGUUACUAAAAAUUAAAACAGUUA
Molecule: messenger RNA, 1612 nt
Organism: Vidua chalybeata
Lineage: Eukaryota; Metazoa; Chordata; Aves; Passeriformes; Viduidae
Gene: ASZ1
Product: ankyrin repeat, SAM and basic leucine zipper domain containing 1
Exons: 13
Coding region: 107-1516 (469 amino acids)
Biological process (GO): piRNA processing
Cellular component (GO): pi-body
Molecular function (GO): protein binding
Source: RefSeq, a predicted model, not a curated record